AUGAGCGAACGUAUUGUUCGUCCAUCGACAGUGACAAAAACAUAUGCAAUUUAUCCAUCUCAUAAUGACAGUUCGGAUGAGUCAGAUUAUCGAAUUUUAAAAGCUUAUCCGGUUAAACAAUCAAAACCAAAUCGACCAUUACAGUCCCAUGAAAAAACAUAUCUGUGGUUAAAACAUGCAUCUCGAUCAGAGCCACGAAUACUAAGUGUGAAAAAAAUACCAGUUCGUCCUCAAAGACAUGUGAGAUCAGCUAUUCAACAAACAGAUGACAUAAUCGAACCUGCACCAACCUCAAAUCAAUUACAAUUCUCUCAAGUAAAAGACGAGGAGAAACUUGCACCUGAUCGUAAUCCACGCUGUUUAAAAUGUUUACGGAUCUUCAUACUGAUACUCAAUUCUUUGUUGUUAUUAAUCUCUAUACUAUUACUAAUAUUUUCCUUAAAUCUAUUAUUAAAUCCAUCAAUGACGAAAUUGCAUUACAUUGCUAUCGUGUUACCUCAAGCAACUCCAUCUUCGUCAUUUUCGAAUACUAGUGCAACUGACACAUUACUUGUAACAGCAAUUGUAGGGCUUAUAUUUGGGUGUUUAUUUCUAAUUGUUUCUGUGUUGGUGUAUGUUACAGUUAUAUUUCGUCGACGCUUACGUUAUCUAGCUGCCAUAUUUCUUUUAUUUACAUUUCUCAUGCUAGUCGGCUUGAUCAUAUUUUUGGCAAUCGUCGGAGAUACAGAAUUACAACGACUAAGCUACAGUACAUCAUUAAUUGUUCUCAGUUCAUAUUACAAAGUGAGUUUAGUACAACAGGGUUGGGAUUUUGUACAAUAUUAUUUCAGUUGUUGUGGUAUCCAAAACAAUACGGAUUGGCUGGUACCACCGACAGGUGGGUGGAUAUCAACAUCUCAAUUACCACGCUCAUGCUGUGGUCAUGAUUCUCAUGAUGCUGGCUAUAUUGGACGAAUCUUUGUUGCUUCUUCAGUACCUACUCUAACGGGUUAUUGCUACUAUGGUGAUAUCGAACAAGCGACGUGUUAUAGUUCUAUUAAACAAAAUCUCAUUCUAGCAGUAUUAGUGUUUCUAUCGAUCGUAGCACUACUCAUUCUCGCAUUAUUUAUAUUAACAAUCAUUUGGUUUGUUCAAAGUAGAAAAAGACAAGCAAAACAGGACAACCCAGCAAUAUCUGAGAAUAACAACAAUUUCCGUUCGACAAGGGAAUUAAGAACUACUGGGACUGAAACGAUGUCAUAG
Messenger RNA from Didymodactylos carnosus, 1242 nucleotides. The record is from the annotation of a GenBank genome assembly. NCBI's taxonomy places the organism in Eukaryota, Metazoa, Rotifera, Eurotatoria, Philodinida, Philodinidae.